AUGAUGUGAUGGUGCGAUGGACGUGUGCGGCUCGAGUGGCUGGGCUCGAGCGAAAAAGCCUCAAGCGGCGGGGCUGGUAGCUCGUGGGCUUAUAACCUAUUCGAUCAACUCUACUACGUCAGCGAUGUAGUUAUAGCCAAGAGUGAUGAAUGCAUUUCAACAUACCUAUUCGAUCAACUCUACUACGUCAGCGAUGUAGUUAUAGCCAAGAGUGAUGAAUAGGAAGCUAACAAUAAGAGACCCGCGCGCCCCAAGUCCACAGCCAGCGAGCCUGGGGCUGAGCCAAUGGCCCAGGCUCGCUCCGCGCGCCUAAGUCCCAGGCUCGCUUCGCGCGCCUAAGUCCUGGGCCGGGGCGCCCGGCUCACUCGCGCGCCUAAGUCCGCGCCCGGUUCGCUCCGCGCGCCUAAGUCCUGAGCCGAGCGGAGAGUGGAUUCCUCACAUCUCGCACCGUCCUCCAUACAGAAGAUGGUUGCCGCUGGUUUGCUGGGGUCUCAGGGCCGGAUAUAGUGACGAAGAGGUAGAGAAGUUUGUCUGCAAUGCUUGCCUCAGCGCAAAGGGCCAUCGUCUUCCCUUUCCCGAUUCGGAUUCGCACUCCUCAGAGAGACUCGGCCUUGUACACAGCGAUGUGCUUUCCUUCCCCGAGCGGUCCUUGACUGGCAAACGUUACCUGGUCACAUUCCUUGACGAUUACUCGCGCAAACUCUGGGCCUACGCAAAUCGGACACAAAAGCGAAGUCUUCGGCAUAUUCAAAACUUGGCUAGCCGAGGUUGAACUCGAGACGGGUGCGACGCUGAAGGUCCUCCGAACCGACAACGGUGGCGAAUACUGUUCGAGAGCGUUCACAGAGUUCUGCAAGACACGAGGCACCCGUCGACAAUACUCUUAUCCCCACGCCUCAACAGAACGGUCGUGCAGAGCGGGUCAAUCGUUCCAUUGUCGAAGGCGUCCUUGCCCUCCUUGUCGACGCCACCUACCAAGACAUUCUGGGAGGAGGCUGCAGCUUAUUUCGUUUACUGCAAGAACCUGUGUCAACACGCGGCCCUGGACAAGGCAACACCAAACUCCGUCUGGCAGGGUGACCACACCACUGCCUCGGCGCUUCACCCGUUCGGCUGUUACAGCUUGGCUUACGGUCGCGCCCGAACUUCGCUCCAAACUCGACCCGAAGGCGGUUCGCGUUUUUUUCACCGGCUACGACCUGGCUUCAAAAGCCUUUCGCUUCUACGACACUGAAGAUUAUACUUGGCAGAAAUGCCACGUUCCUCGACACUGAAUUCCCCGGAUUACAUGGCGACCCACUGAGCAAGACGGCGACACGCACUUCGCCAGCGCUCCCACCACCGAAUCUCAAACCGUUGUCAAGACAUGGACCCCACUAGUAAGGUCGGCGCACAUGGACGUCUCAUCCUUUGAUGAUUCUGCCAUGAGCGCCGUUGACGUGGCCCCAGGGUACACUGGCGGAACCUUACUUAACUUCACAGAUGCCGAAUCGUCCUCGUCACCGUCGCCUGCGUCGCCCUCAUCACCGUCGUCUGCGCCAUCGCCUGCACUUUCACCAUCGUCGGCUGCGUCAUCGUCACCCUCGGCCUUACCGACCGACUCUGAAGACUCCGCCGAUCCCCUCGACCUCCUCGGCUCACAGGUUCGAUCCCACCACCCAGACUUCAGCACGUACCGCGAGCCCGCUCGGCUGAGGAGUCGCCCGACGAACUCGACCUCAUUGGGCGCCACUCUCGCGACGAAUCUCCGGACGAAAUCGAUUUUCUCACCCGACACCACCGCGCCUUCAUCGCCAUCGACGACGACACCUCUGACACAGAGGCAAUUCAGCCAGUCAAGUCCAUCACGAGGACCCACAGACCUGGCGCGAGGCGAUGUCAAGCGUGAAGUAUGGGCCAAAGCCGCCACCGACGAGUUCACCUCCAUGCGCGACGACUUCAAGGUCUUCACCAUCGAGGACCGAGCCACGGUGCCCGCGGGUGCGACUAUCGUUACAUCCAAGUUCGUCUGGAAAACGAAACGGAACGCACUCGGCGAAGUCACUGGAACAAGGCUGGUCGCGCAAGGCAAUCGGCAACGCGACGGCAUCGACUUCAACGAAACGUUCGCACCGGUCGCACGCUUCUCCUCGAUACGCUCACUCCUCGCGCUGGCGGCCGCCAACGGCUUCUGUGCACCAGGCGGACAUCGAUCAAAGCAUUUCAUGGCGACCUUGACCACGACAUCUGGAUGACGGCACCGCGCGGCUUCGACCUUCCCAGCGACCGUGCUGCGACGCUCCAUCUACGGGCUCAAACAGGCUGGCCGAAUCUGGAAUCGACACAUCGACGCUUCGCUUCGGGCCCUCGGUUACACGGCGACGGGCACCGACCACUGCGUAUACUCUUGCUCGUCAAUGUCCACACUACAUCGCACUGUACGUCGACGACCUCCUGAUGAUCAGCCCGGAACUGGCCGAAAUCGAACGUGUCAUCUCAGGCCUGGACCAACGCUACGGAGUCAAGCGCCUCGGCCCGGCCGAGUAUAUCCUCGGCAUCCAGAUCAGGCGGUUCGACGACGGCUCUAUCGCCCUAUCCCAGGAACGGUACAUCAUGGACGUGCUCGCUCGGUUCCACUUCGACACCACGACUCGCGGCACUACAGUUCCGAUGACUCCCGGCCUUUCGCUCUGCUAUCCCGGGUCAAGGCACCGAACGGAUCAGGUCAUGGUAUCUGCAGGCUAUCGGCUCGCUCCUCUACAUUUCGCUCGGUACCCGCCCUGACAUCGCCUUCGCCGUGUCCUACCUGGCCCGCUUCGCCACAACCCCGGUCGUCGUCAUUGGAUUGCGGUCAAGCACAUCCUACGCUAUCUCCGGGCCACGUAUCGCAACGAACUAUGUAUGCUCGCGGCCAGGCUCGCAUCACGGGUGUGGUAGGCUACUCCGACGCGAACUGGGGGGCCUGCAUCGACACAUCGGUGUCCACCAUGGGCUACGUCUUCUACAUCGCUGGCUCGGCCGUGUCCUGGUCGUCCAAACGCCAGUCUCGAUGCCGAUUCGACCACCGACGCUGAAUACCUCGCCCUCUCGCAUGCUGGCAAGGAAGGGAUUUACCUCAGUCAGCUGCUCGAAGAGCUCCAUGUACAACCUGUUGCACCGGCUCACAUCUUUACUGACGAACUGCUGCAGUUGCUCACGAUCCUGUCCGCGUCUCUGGCACUCGGCACAUACGCUUGCGUGAGCACUUCGUUCGGGAUAUGAAGGAACUAUACCACUGCAAAGGCGAGGCACCUCUCUUCAGUGAGCGCAUAUUGUCCUAG
Molecule: messenger RNA, 3299 nt
Organism: Microbotryum saponariae
Lineage: Eukaryota; Fungi; Basidiomycota; Microbotryomycetes; Microbotryales; Microbotryaceae
Source: the annotation of a GenBank genome assembly